AUGAGUGAAACUCCUUCCUCCGGUUUUUCCGUGAUUCAUCCGGCUUCUUCGGAAGGGCAGGCUCCCUCCUCGCGCCGCAUGAGCGUCCCUCAACCCGUCGUGGCGAAAAGGGUCAGCUUCUACAAGAGCGGGGACCCGCAAUUCCGCGGCGUCAGCGUGGUGGUGAGCCCGCGCUCCUUUAAGACCUUCGACGCUCUGCUGGACAGCUUGUCCAGAAAGGUGCCCCUGCCCUUCGGGGUGAGGAACAUCAGCACCCCGCGCGGCAGGCACAGCAUCACGCGCCUGGAGCAGCUGGAGGACGGCGAAUCCUACCUGUGCUCCCACGACGGGAGGACGCGGCGCGUGGUCCUGCUGAGCAGGCGCGUCACGCGGAGCUUCGAGGCGUUGCUGCAGCACCUGGCGGAGGCCAUGCAGUGCCGCGUGACCAAGCUGUACGCCACCGACGGGAGGAAGGUUUCCAGUCUCCAGGCGGUGAUUCUGAGCUCUGGAGUUGUGGUGGCAGCAGGGAGGGAGCCAUUUAAACCAGGAGAUUAUGACACCCAAAAGUAUUUGCUUCCUGCUAGAUUACCAGGGGUCUCUCGUCGUGUGUUCCCCAAGGGAAAUACUAGGUCAGAAAGCCAAAAGAUGAGCACACAUGUGCGUUCAAGCCUAAGGUCUCAGAUUUAUUCUGCUUCUUCUGACAAAAUGCAUAAUAAUGAUUGCUACUCAGACCAUUCCUUUGCUCCUGAACAUUGCUUGGCCUUAGGAAAAAAGGGUUCUCAGAAUUUAUUGAUAUAUCCUUCUGAAGAUGAUGUUGAGAAAUCAAUUAUUUUUAAUCGAGAUGGCACUAUGACAGUUGAGAUGAAAGUUCGAUUCAAGAUAAAAGAAGAGGAAACCAUAAAAUGGACAACCAGUAUCAGUAGAGCUGGUCUUUCUAAUAGUCAUGAAAAGAGUGAGAUAAGCAGUUUUCCAGAAAGAACGGAUGGUCUGUCAUCUGGUUUAAAGAUUGCAGCACGUUCAUUGCCUGCAGAUGUCUCACCUCUGGAGAAAGGCAAUGAUCAAGAGGACAGUUUGGCAGAGGAGAUAAACACUCAAAUGACAGGUCAAGAGGCUGAAACUUACAGUUCUUCUGGUCAGGAGAAUUCUGCUAUGGACACAAAUACCAUCCGGGGAACUGAGGAUCAAGCAGAGCAUCAUUUUUAUAGGCCCCCUACACCUGGACCAAGGAGAGUGAGACAAAAGAAAUCUGUGAUAGGGAGUGUGACCUUAGUAUCUGAAACUGCAGUUCAAGAGAAAAUGAUUGGACAGUUUUCCUAUAGUGAAGAAAGGAAAGAUGGGGAAAACAAAUCUGAGUAUCACAUGUUUACACAUUCUUGCAGUAAAAUGUCAUCAGUAUCUAACAAACCAGUACUUGUUCAGAUAGAUAACAAUGAGCAGAUGGAGUCAUCUUUAGAAAGAAAAAAAGAAAGCAGACAGCUCAAGUCAAGUUCAGUAAGUGCUGGUGUUAUAGAAAUUACAAGCCAGAAGAGGUUAGAGAUGUCCCAUGAUGAUGGCUUUCCACACACUAUACCAGAAAACGUAAUUGUGGAGGAAGAUACAGUUGAUAGUGUAACACCAGACCACAAAACUAGUACGGAGAACUUAAGAACUUGUAACAUCAAUGAUAGGUUCUGCCCUAUUUUAACAGAUGGAGCUCAUUCUUUAAGCAACAACUCAGGAACUGACAAAACUAUUUCUGAGACCCCAGUUUCGGUAGGAUCCUCUACUGUCACCAGAAGAAUUGACAGACUAAUUAAUGAAUUUGCUCAGUGCGGUUUAACAAAACCCCCAGAAAAUGAAAAGCAGAUUUCAUCAUCUGUUGCCAGCACAACAAAGAUGAAAUCUCACCAGCAAAUGAAAAGUUAUAGGCAUCAGGAUGGAGAGAUUGCAACCAAAGGAAUUCCUUGUAAUAGUAAGAGAAUAAACACAGGAGGUGGAAUUGAACAGGAAAUUCUGUUGCAGGAUCCACACAUCCCGGUUGAAGGAGGGUUACUUCAUGAGGAAGAACUCCAUGCAAGUGAUAUCGUAAUUGAAACAAAUUAUUUUUGUUCCAAAAGUAAUCUCGAUCCUGUUAAUUCCAAGAAUUUCCAAAGAAAUAAAUUAAAUACUGUUCAGAAUCCUAAGGUUCAAGGACUUUUGCCCAAAAGAAAAUCCAGACCACUAAACAAAAUAAACCUAGGGGGCCCUGCAAAAAAAGAAACUGGUCAAGGAGAUAAAGCAUUUCCCCAUAAUGAGUUCAGAUAUGGAAAAAGUACUUCUGAAAAUCAAAAUUUAUUUCACGUAAUUAACUUUCUUGAGCAAAACCCCAGUGCUUUUUGUGGGCCACGGGCUCAGGCAGAAAUAGCAUCUUGGUAUUUGAGAGGAAUGGAAAAAAGGAGUUUAGUUCCAAAAGUUAAUAAUUCACACAUAACUCUAAAAAGCCAGAAAAAACAAAAAAGGGAUAAGUUGAAAUCAGGAACUAUUGUAAGUAAACAACAUGCUACGACAAGGGUAAAUUCCUUAGCUUCUUUGAAAAAAACUGUUUUUCCUGAGGAUAUUACCCAUCGUUCAGUUCAAAAUUAUAUACAGAGAUGGUUGCAGAACAUAAAUCCACAUUUAGCUUUGCAACCUAAAAAAUCAGCACUAAUAUGCAAAAAGGAAAGGAAUGCAGUAAAUUGUAACAAUGAUUUUCCGGGAAAUAACUAUCACAUAAGUUCUGAAAAAGGGAAGAAUUUUGUCAUGGAAAAUAAUAAGCACAUAACUAAAAAUGCCAGUUUGACAGGAGAUAACCUAGGUAUGGAGGUAGGUAAAUCUUUUGGCAAAGGUAACAGUGAAGAACUUAUUGAAGAUCUCCAUGAGAGCCAAGUUGAAUCUCUGAAUGAUGCUUUCUUGCUUUCUCUGAAUGAAUGUUGUACUUUGUCACAGUCAGCUAUUGAUAAUCAUAAUACUAAAAGUCAGGGAUCUGUUGAAAAGUCAGGACCUUGUUUACCAAGCCUUGUUUACCAAGAAAUAAACCUACCUGCAAAAGGGCAAAGUGUAGAGGCUGCCAUCCAAGUAGAUACAAUGGAAGAGGCCCCUCCAAAAGACCUCUUACCAGUACGGUUGCUUCACCAACUGCAAGCUUUAGUUCCCAGUAUUCACAAGACUCAGAGUGGUGGUGUUCAAGUGCCAGGCUCACUUGUAGAUGUUCCUUUCCAUUCCCCAAUACGUAAUUCAUCCACUAAUAUCCUUCUAGCUUGGCUCCUGGUGCUAAACCUAAAGGGAAGUGUGAAUAGCUACUGUCAAGGUGAUGCUCACAAGACUACCAACAGAACUUCAGAAAUACUUGCAUUGCUGGAGAUUCUAAAGCACAUUGCCAUCACAGAGGAAGCUGAUGACUUGAAGGCUGCUGUUGCCAAUUUAGUGGAGUCGACUACAGAUCCCUUUGGACUCACUGAGAAAGGACAAGACAUGGUUCCAUUAGGUCUUUCUGCAAAUUGUUCCACACCCAACAGUCAGAGAAUUUCUGAGUGCAUUGAAAAUGAAAAAACACAGAAACUCUCUUUAAAUGCCAGUGAGGACUGUGCUCCUGAAGUUCAUGCCUCAGAGGUGACUUGCUCUUCAUGUGAGGUGUGUACUGUGAGUAAGAUUUAUCUUCCAAAAGAGACUUGUAACCUCAGUAACAUUUUCUCCCAUAGCGAUGUCUGUACCAUGGGUCAGAGCUCUAUGAGUCAGGCUUGUUUCCCCGGAGAGGUCUGUUUACUUGCUGAUGCUGUAUCUUCUCCUAAGGCUUGUGCUCAUGAGGAAAACCGUACUUAUGAGACAGCUUGCCCAAGUGAUGGGGCCUGCCUUCCCAUUAAAGUCUGCAAUACCAAUGACUUUUUAAGUUCCAAAGAUAUCACAUAUACUGAUAAUUUGGAAUUGACUGAAGAGUUAGAAAGAGUUGAUGAUGUUCAGGAAGACCUAAAUAUUUUGACAGACCCUGGGUAUAAACAUGGCUUUAAUGUGUUGAUGCCACACCAGAAUAGCAAUUUAAACCACUGUGGCUUUUCCCUAAAUGCAAUGGAACCAGAAUUUGAUAAGGAACAUAGAGCUCUAGUUGAAUCUAGAAAUUGUUCAUUAAAGAAAUUUCAGGAUAAAAAUGCAUAUGCAUCCUUUGAUAAGGAAGAAUCCAAGACUUCUGAAGAACCAGGCUCAAUAACCAACAGCAUGACAUCAAGUGAAAGACAUAUUUCAGAACUGGAAUCUUUUGAAGAAUUAGAAAAGCAGGACAUUGAUAUUUUUAAUACAAAGGUAAAUGCAGGACAGCAAACCACUGAAGAACUGAUCCAAAAAGAGUUAGAGGCUAGUAAAAAUGUGGAAUUGAUAGAAGUCUCUAGCAGGGACAUUACAGAAGAAAGAAGGAAUGGUGUAAUUUGUGAGGCAAUCAGUAGGGAGCAGACACCACUACCAUCUUUAGUGUUUUGCUACACUCCUGAAGAGCUCAAUGAAGGAGAAAUGAAAAUGAGAGUAAAAAUGAUGGUGAAAAGCAUGGAAACUGGAAGUUGUUCAGAGUCUCCUCUUAAUUUUAAAAGCUGCUUGAAGAGAACAGCGACUUCUGAAUGGUUGGACUACACACAAGAUAGCGAGAAUGAUCAGCCAAAUAAACUGUCCAGUGAUGGCCCCAAUGACAGUGGCGAGGAGACUGCUCAAGAGAAAGAGUACAAUAAAGGAUUUGUUAAAAGAACAAUAGAAAAACUUUAUGGUAAGGUGGAGAUUGUUAAACCAUCUUUUUUCCCGGGGCCUCCAAACAGAUCUCAGGUUUGUCCUUGCAAUUCUAUGGAAUUUCCCUGUGCUAGGAAAGUAGAUCUUUAUGAUUCUGAAGGUCAGUCAUUUGGCUCUUCAGAACAGGUAUCCAGAGUUUCUAAGUUGCAGAAAUUUCAGGAGGAAAGACAAGAUAACUAUGACUUUAAUGACAUGAAGGCCAAUUAUCAUAUGGGAGACAUUGUAGAACAUAGUACAGAACGAAAUGAUCAUAACAGAGUCAUCAGGGACACAGUGGAAGGAGUACUGAUUGACAAGGGCACGUGGCUCCUGAAAGAAAAUCACCUGCUAAGAGUAUCAUCUCCUGAAAAUUCUGGCACAUGUGGCAAUGCAGACACCACAUCAGUAGAUACUCUACUUGAUAAUAAUAGUAAUGAGGUACCAUAUUCACACUUUGGAAAUUUGGCCCCAGGCUCAAACAUGGCUGAACUGUCUUUUUCAGAACUGGAGGAACUGACUCAACCCCUGGAACUGAAAUGCAGUUAUUUUAACAUGCCCCAUUGUAGUGACUCUGAGCCUUUUCAUGAGGAUUUGCUAGAUGUUCAAAACAAAACUUGUUCCAAGGGGAGAAUACCAAAUCACCAUGCAGAGGAGAAGGGUAACCUUAGGUCAGAAAGAGUAUGCACAUCUGUCACUCAUGUCUUUACUGCUGCCAACAAAGUCCAUCCUGUCUCUGAUGACACUGUUAAAAACCAGCCUUUGCCUGGAAAUAAUAAUAAUCGUGGUGCACUUCAGGAAGGCGACUCCCUGGAUAAACUCUAUGCUAUUUGUGGUCAACAUUGCCCAAUACUAACAGUUAUUUUCCAACCUAUAAACGAGGAAGACCGAGGAGUGGCAUAUUGCAAAGAUUCUGAUAUUGAAAAUUCCUUGGACAACUAUUUAUGGAUGAAACUACACCACUAUUUACUAGAGUCAAACAAAACCAUGCUCAGAGAUGAGAAUACAGCAAAUAGUGGAAAGGCAUUUAUUGAUAAUGCUAUUGGUGAUAUAUUUGAUCCAUUUUAUUUCAGUAGCACAUUUGACUUGAUAGAUAAAAGAAAAUUAAAAAGAGUUAACUUCUUGGACUUAGAGGAAGAAACUAUUUUAAAUACAUUUCAAUUCUAUUUAAAGAAAAGGUUUUGUGUGAAUUUCCUGCACACAUCAUUGUUCGUUAUGGGUAAUGUGAACUCAAACGCACAAGACCCCAGCCGUCAGACAAAGGAAAUCUUUGAAGUAGAUGAAAAUAACAACUUAUUAAACAACAGAGUCCAGAGCUCAAGGAAGAAUCUGAACCAAGUAAUAAGGGACAAUAUCAACUAUUAUUUCUUCUUUCAAAUGCUUGGGCAAGCCUGCCUAGUUUGCCAAGUUGAGACAUCCUUAAAUAUUAGCAACAGAAAUAUAUUAAAAAUAUUUUAUGUUUUUGAGGGUGAGAACCUUUUUAUUUGGGAAGAGGAAAACCGGUUCAUUUUAACUGAUUUUGAAAGUGGUGAGGAACAGGAAGAUUUAUAA
Miniopterus natalensis is the source of this 6267-nucleotide messenger RNA. The record is from RefSeq and is a predicted model, not a curated record. Lineage: Eukaryota; Metazoa; Chordata; Mammalia; Chiroptera; Miniopteridae.